AACCCCGCCCCACCCGUCCACUGAGUCCCGCGGCCGGCUGUGCGUGCGUACGGCCUGCUCCGGUUCGGAGCGUGACUGACUAAGGGAACCGAAAGGAGCGGUCGCCUGAGGAGGGGAACCGAGGGGCAUGAAGUCGAGCGCCGCCGUCGCUGUUCACCCGUGAGGUAGUUGUGCCCGGGAGCCGAAGUCCCUACAGCUGCUGCCUGCUCUGCCCGGCCCGGCCGCUGUCACCAAGGCAGCCAUUUUGUGCCUCCCCUUUCCUCCCUCAGCUUGCCGCCGCCUCCUCCUUCGCCACCGCCGCGGAGCCCGGCCUUGUGCGUUGUAGUACGGAGGGGUCUCGGAGGGCCCAGGGCGGCGGCGGCGGCGCCUGCUGAGGCAGAGCCUGGCGAGGAAGUGGCGCGCGGCGCGGGGGGGCCCCCAUGGCGAAGAAAACCUACGACCUGCUCUUCAAGCUGCUGCUGAUCGGCGACUCGGGCGUUGGCAAGACCUGCGUGCUUUUCCGGUUCUCCGAUGAUGCUUUUAACACCACGUUCAUCUCAACCAUCGGGAUAGAUUUCAAGAUCAAAACAGUUGAAUUGCAAGGAAAGAAGAUAAAGCUACAGAUAUGGGACACAGCAGGACAAGAGCGAUUCCAUACCAUUACCACCUCCUACUAUAGAGGUGCCAUGGGAAUCAUGCUAGUGUAUGAUAUCACCAAUGCCAAAAGCUUUGAAAACAUCAGCAAAUGGCUUAGAAACAUAGAUGAGCAUGCUAACGAAGAUGUGGAGAGAAUGCUUUUAGGAAACAAAUGUGAUAUGGAUGACAAAAGAGUGGUACCUAAAGCAAAAGGUGAACAGAUUGCAAGGGAGCAUGGUAUUAGGUUUUUCGAAACUAGUGCAAAAGCAAAUAUAAACAUUGAGAAGGCAUUCCUCACGUUAGCAGAAGACAUUCUUCGAAAGACCCCUGUAAAAGAGCCCAACAGUGAAAAUGUAGAUAUCAGCAGUGGAGGUGGUGUGACAGGCUGGAAGACCAAGUGCUGCUGAAUGUGUUCCUCUCACCAAGCACCACCCAUCACCCCUCCUCUUCUUGCUGUGGAAUAAACCACUUGGCCCAUUUUUAACCUUAAAUAUUUUUCUCCUCAUCUUAACAUGGCUCCACCUUUCUUUUGUUCUUCUGUUAGGGAGCACUCACUGACUAUAAUUUUCUUGAAACAAACUGUAUUAAAAUCAUGUCUGACGUUAUUUUUAAUGUACCAGCUGAACUCAAUGCCACACUCUGGUUGUAUUAUAGCCCAGUCUUAACAUUAAAAUGUAGAACGACCAUUUCAGCUCCAGUCUGCAAACCGUACAAGAAUAAAACCUAGCAUUAACAGUUUAUUUUGUACAACAGUGGGGUUUUAUUAUGAACACUGUGCUUAAGUCACCAUAUUUGCAUAAGCAAAAAACUCAUUCGCCUUGAGUAUGUAAAUGGGGUUUAUUUUGUCCUGUGCCUUAUGUGGAAAGGAACUUAAGUUCUUCCCCUCCCCACUUUUUUUCUGUUCUGGUGGAAGCAAGACAGAAGAUCAAAUUCUACUGUGGUGACUUUACUAUGAUUGAUGUAGAGGAUUGAGGACAAAGGGGUUAGAGCAAGCUAUUCCAAUCUGCUUGAUGUCUCUUUUCCUGUUGGUUUAAAUUCUGACUAGUUCCUGCUGCCAUUUUUUUUCCUCUUUAGCAGUCUCCCUCCCUCCCCUUUUUUUUGCCUGCAUGCCGGUUUUAUUUUUUUUAUAUAUAGCGUGAAGUGUUAAGAGAUGGCAAUACAGUAUGAUUGCCAAAUUUAAUUCGAAGUACAGAUCACAAAUCUUUCUGAGGUAAAACGUGAAGUAUUUACUAACCUUUGUCUAGCAGCUGUCAGACCAAUUACUAUUUCUCCCUUCCUUCCUGCAUAGUUGUUGGGGUUUAUGAUAUGGAAGAAUUAAUUGCAUGCACUAGUUUUCUAUGGAGGAUGAUGUGGCUGUCUUCAAUCUUUGUAUAUGACUAUACCAUGUGGUUCCCAAAUCUACAGCCAUUCAUAAAAGAAUUUGGUUUUCUUUGCUGCUCCAGGCAGGUGACUCAGUAGCCUAGUCAAUAUUUAAAAUGUGGGGGAGGGGGGAGAAAGAGGGCAAGUAAGUUUGAAUGAUCACACCCCUAGAAUGUUUUCCUUCUGUGUUAAGUUCUUCACAAUAAAAAAAUCCCUUGUUUACAAA
Messenger RNA from Thamnophis sirtalis, 2200 nucleotides. It is a transcript of the gene RAB10, whose product is annotated as RAB10, member RAS oncogene family. Gene Ontology annotation, molecular function: GTPase activity; GTP binding. Lineage: Eukaryota; Metazoa; Chordata; Lepidosauria; Squamata; Natricidae. The record is from RefSeq and is a predicted model, not a curated record.